Chaetomium fimeti is the source of this 2707-nucleotide messenger RNA. RefSeq lists its product as uncharacterized. NCBI's taxonomy places the organism in Eukaryota, Fungi, Ascomycota, Sordariomycetes, Sordariales, Chaetomiaceae. Bases 421 to 2502 code for a protein of 693 amino acids. The record is from RefSeq and is a predicted model, not a curated record. The transcript has 6 exons.
GCCAUCACAUUGCCUGAGCACAGCACAGGCAGACUCUCUCCCAGCAGCCACGAUGCCAUCCGUUUGGCUCUCGAUUUUCGACAUUUUCUUUGGCUUGGCUCGCCAAGAGCUGAAGCCGACUGUCUAAUCCCAAUGAGCCCCUAGCGUGACGCGUUGUCGAUCUCGCCAGCCUUUUAUCUCAGCCCCGAGUGAUGAGUUAGCCGGAGUCAUACUGGCGCCGAGUUUACCGCUGACGACCUGCAGAAGGGCGGUCAUGAGGCGGCCAACGAGGCAGCGAGAAGGCUUGACGCAUGCCAUUUAAGACCAACGGCCUUCGCUUGUCGACCCGCAUUGUUCUUGUCGUCUGUACCUUGUUUUAACCGAGGGGCAAAGACACGACGACGAUCGAGGAACGAAAACUUCGACGGCCCAACCUUCACAAUGGCAACCCCCUUGGACCCACAGCAUCCCCAUGCAGCCCGGCAUGGUCUGCCAAAGCGUCUUGUUCUGUGCUGCGAUGGGACCUGGAUGGACUCCUUGGGCAUAAAAGGCGAGCCACCAUCCAACGUCACCCGCAUUUCGCGCGUUUUUCGUCGGACCUGCAGCGAUGGCACACACCAGGUCAUCAACUACUUCCCCGGUGUCGGCACUGCCAACCCCAUCGACCGUUUUAUGGGCGGCGCGUUCGGUAUGGGCCUCGACCAGGACAUUCGCGAGGUGUACAACUUUAUUUGCGCCAACUACGUCGACGGCGAUGAUAUUAUAUUGAUAGGAUUCUCCCGCGGCGCGUUUACGGCCCGCUCUGUUGCUGAUUUGAUCGCUUCCAUCGGCUUGCUUACCCCUGAGGGUUUGGAUCAUUUCCCUGCCAUCUUUGACGACUACGAGAACAUGGCCAACACGGGCCGCGAUGGAGACUAUUACGUUGUUCCCAGACUGCCCGAGUAUGAUGGCUCGCACGGGCAAGCCAAGAUCGACUGGGAGGCAGCCCGUAUGCGCAAGUACAAGCGUGGCUUGAGAGAGUUGAAAUACACACGCGACACAUACCAUGACGGUGUGACCGAGAUCAAGAUCAAAGCUCUCGCCGUCUGGGAUACGGUGGGCACACUCGGGAUACCGCCUGCCCCUGUGAUAGGUGUCCGUGGAUCGGCCGACCAAUGGACGUUCACCAAUACACAAAUCUCCAACAUGGUGGAGAACGCGUUCCAAGCGCUCGCCCUCGACGAACCGCGGUAUGCCUUCCGCCCAUCUCUGUGGGAGCGCCUCCCCGGGAGUGCCACCAACUUGAAGCAGGUCUGGUUCCCCGGGAACCACGGCAACGUCGGUGGCGGUUGGCACGACCAGCAGAUCUCCGACAUCACCCUGGCUUGGAUGUGCGACCAGCUCUCCACCCUCGGCCUCGAGUUCAACUACACCCGCCUGACCACCCUCUUCCACGAGACCCUCCGCUUCUCCGCCGCCCACCCCUUCCCCUACGCCCCCGGCGGCAGCGGCAACGGCCGGUCCCUUCUACCCUCCAUCCCCAAACUCCCCGUCGACUCCCUCAAACGCUCCCUCAGCAAGCUCCUCCGCGGCAGCAGCAGCAAACGCAACCCUACCACCUCCGCCAAACCCCCCACCACAACUACCACCAGCACCACCAACGGCCCUCUCCCCUGGGCCCACCCCCCCAUCUUCAACCCCCCCAACCCCUACCCCACCACCCGCGACAGCACCGAAUGCACCCUGCGCGUCGGCCCCUCCCACCCGCUCGCCUGCUUCUCCCCCACCCACACCCACACCCCCUCCAGUCCGCCCCACCACCACAACCCCCACCACAACCCCCUCCCCAACCCACUAACCCUCCUACAGCACGGCGCCCGCCCCUGGUCCUUGGGAACCAUCCGCGCGCCCACCAGCACGCUGACCACCAUGGCGGGCAAGACGGUCCGGCGCCCGGGCCGCGUGCUGCGCGUGGACGAGACGACCAACGAGGACACGUCCGAGCCGCUGGUGGGUACCUGCGAGCGGGUGCAUGCCUGUGUGCGGGUCAGGCUGGUUUGUGGCGGGUUGGGGUUGGAUGAGGGGGCGGUGUGGGGGUGUGAGGCGUUGACGGGGCGGGGGGAUGGGGUGGCUCUCUCUAAUGGUGCUGGUAUUGGUAAGGGGAGGGGGAAGGUCGGGGGGUUGUGGAGGUUGGAGAGGGGGGGUGCGCUUGGGGAGAGGGAGGAGAAGGCUGUUAGGGAGGGGUUGCAGAGGGGGCCGAGGGAGGUUAGGUUGGGACGGCGGAGGGAUGGGAGUGCUGCUGGUGCUGGGGGGGCUGGGAAGGAGUAUCCCGUGGAUGUGCUGUAUCCGGUGGGGGAGGAGGAUCAUUUGUGGCGGUGGGCGUGGGAGGGCAAGGUGGAGGGGGAGGGGCAGACGCGGGUGCCGCAGGUGUUGGCGCUGCCGGAGGAGCCGUUGGUGGGAUACUGGGAGCGGUAUCUGUUGAAGCUGAUGAUUGGGGAGGUGGAUGUGUGGAAGUUUGCGCAGCGAGGGCUUCAGGGGUACUAGUAAUCAGGAGGUGGGAGAGGUUAACUAGAGUUGUUGUUCCGGGCGUGAGCUCUAUGAGGGGUGCAAGUGGAAUAAUGCUAAUAUUGACGUGGGAAAGUCGACCUUAGAAUGUUCUAUAGACUCAGCCGAAUAUCUACUGCGGUAUGGGCAGUGUAAAUAAGCUGCUAGUUAUUACCUAGUCUAUCCCACGGCGUACGACUUCAAA